Molecule: messenger RNA, 435 nt
Organism: Suillus paluster
Lineage: Eukaryota; Fungi; Basidiomycota; Agaricomycetes; Boletales; Suillaceae
Exons: 3
Coding region: 83-346 (87 amino acids)
Source: RefSeq, a predicted model, not a curated record
CAGGUUCAAGAGUCAUCAACAUGAUACUACAUCCACCGCAAAAUUCGCAGAUCUUCAAGUAGCCGGCCCGUUGGAAUCUGUGAUGAUGGCGGCGACUCUGAGCUUAUCAUAUUGCAAUCAAUCAUCGCGAGCUCCCCUGAGCUGCUUCGUAUCGUGGAUUCGACUGAAACUCGCCGGUGUCUUCCUUCUAAUAUUGGUCACCGCUUCCGGUGCCUCGGUGACCACUAGUACUUAUCCAGUAAAGCGAUUUUUACGACGGCUUUUGCCAACUUUUGCCGCUAUUUUGCCAAGAACCUGGGGUCGGGCUACAGCUCAAAGUACAGGCAGAUCCGAGGUCAGACGAUGACGCCGGAAACGGAUGACGCGCCGAAGUUCAAGCUUCAAGUUGAGUAGCGCGUUAGGAGGUACUUGAAUGUUGCUUAGAGAGUCCUAGAC